Molecule: messenger RNA, 1363 nt
Organism: Phascolarctos cinereus (koala)
Lineage: Eukaryota; Metazoa; Chordata; Mammalia; Diprotodontia; Phascolarctidae
Gene: TMEM86B
Product: transmembrane protein 86B
Cellular component (GO): membrane
Molecular function (GO): hydrolase activity
Source: RefSeq, a predicted model, not a curated record
UGGGGGUCCUUGCCAGGGAGCAGGAUGGGGGGAGGGGGCAGAAGUGAGGUCCCCCAGCUCAUGGUGUGGAAGGCUGAUCCAAGAAGGCGUCCCUUAUCAGUGGGCACCAUGUACUGCCAACCUGAGGGAGGGGGAAGGGAGGGAGAAUCUCCCAACCCCGUUAUCAGCCCAGAGUCCAUGGGGACGGUUUUCAGGUUAAAGUGUAACCAGAUCCCCCCAUUCACCACCCUUCCCUCGUGCCUAGGUCACACUAUUCUAGGGGUGUCUGGACAAACAUGGCGGCUUGUGGAAGGGAAUCUGGGAGGAGGCACACUCCAGAUCCUCUGCUCCUGGCCCUGAGGCUGGGGCCUUUCUCUGCCUCCUGCACUCUCUACUUUCUGCUCUGGCUGCCGUCAGAUGAACCCAGCUGGACCAGUGCCCUGGUGAAAUGCCUCCCUGUCCUCUGUCUGGCACUCUUAGUCCAUACCACUGCCCACUGGGGACCCUAUGGCCGGUUCAUCCGGGAAGGCCUCCUCUGCUCCGCCCUGGGUGACGUCUUCCUUAUCUGGCCCAACCGGUUCCUCUUUGGCAUGACGGCUUUCGCUGCGGCUCAUCUCCUCUACGUCAGGGCCCUGGGCUGGCUCCCGCUCCGGCCGGUCCUCCUGGAGUCUGUGCUGGCCGCCUUCGGCCUCUACUUGGGGCUCCUGCAGCCUCACCUCCAGUCCAGCCUGCGUGUCGCCGUGUUUGUCUACGCGGCCGUCCUGGGUCUGAUGCUGUGGCGGGCCCUGGCCCGAGGGAGACUUGCUGCGCUCGGCGGCCUCUUCUUCAGCGUCUCGGACGCCGUCCUGGCCUGGGACACCUUCGUCCGGCCUCUGCCUGCGGGCCGUCUGAUCGUCAUGGUCACCUACUACGCCGCCCAAGCCCUGCUGGCUCUGUCCGCAGCGGAGCGCAGGGCCCCCCCCAGCUGACUGAGCUCGACGGCUCCCGCAAAGACGAGAUGCCAGGGCGGAGCUGCCCCUUGCCGGGCCCUAGCAGACCAGCAACUUGGAGCUGGGCGCAGGGCUUUUCCGGGAGCCCUCCUGCCGGCUCAUCACCGUCCGGCACUUGUCUCCCCGUUAAACACAAGCCCUCCUAGGGGCCCCCCACUUAUUCGCAAUCCCUCCUUUCCCAUGCUGGUGCUUCCCCAUCCUUACUCACGGCCCCUUUCGUUCCAGUAUUACCUCCACUGCCCAAGAGCCCCACGACUGAAAUUCUUUCUCCCCACUGCCCACACUUCCCUCCCCACCCCCGUUGGAGGGCUCCUCCUCUAAGUCCCUGACGUGAUGCCAGCCCUCCUUAUCUACACCACCACGUUCCCCGCGCCUAGUAAAGUUGAGAGUGAAAA